AUGGCAGUCUCGAUUGGGAAUCCGCAGCCGCAUGGCGGCGCCGACGAGCGGGAGACUGCAGCUGUCCGGUGCGCUGGGGCUGGCCGGUGUGCGUGGGUGUGCGCCUCCACGUCCAAUGCCGCUGCCUCGGCAUGCGGGGGGUCCACCUCGGAUCUAGGAGUGCGCCGUCGGAAGUAA
Molecule: messenger RNA, 177 nt
Organism: Purpureocillium lilacinum
Lineage: Eukaryota; Fungi; Ascomycota; Sordariomycetes; Hypocreales; Ophiocordycipitaceae
Source: RefSeq, a predicted model, not a curated record